Molecule: messenger RNA, 3382 nt
Organism: Alosa alosa (allis shad)
Lineage: Eukaryota; Metazoa; Chordata; Actinopteri; Clupeiformes; Clupeidae
Gene: dpysl2a
Product: dihydropyrimidinase like 2a
Exons: 14
Coding region: 321-2042 (573 amino acids)
Cellular component (GO): cytosol; cytoplasm
Molecular function (GO): hydrolase activity, acting on carbon-nitrogen (but not peptide) bonds, in cyclic amides
Source: RefSeq, a predicted model, not a curated record
CGCAUGUACGGUGGCCCUGAAAUCUUUCCCUGUCGGCGACUGUCUAAAUUGGCUCGCGCAGCGCUGAAACGUGAGGGAAGGCUGUCACUGAGACGAGCAAUUUAUUUUUCUCCAAAGCAGCCAGUUUUAACCUACUCGGUGGAAGCGAAGCGUUACUGCCACCAGCCUGUCGCUGUUCUUUAGGGUUGAGAGACAACGGGUGUCACGUUCGCUGGGCGUCGUCUAUUCUCUAGCAGCGGAGGCUCUCAGCAUCAAUUCUUCCCGUAGCUAGCGGUUUGUGGCUAACGCCUGAGAGGUGACGAACACUAUCUACCAGCAAGAUGUCCGGGUACCAGGGCAAGAAAAACAUCCCCCGCAUCACGAGUGAGCGUCUCCUGAUGAAAGGGGCGAGGGUGGUGAACGAUGACCAGUCUUUCCUGGCUGAUAUCUAUAUGGAGGAUGGGGUCAUCAAACAGAUCGGGGAGAACCUGAUCGUCCCUGGCGGAGUGAAGAUCAUCGAAGCCCACGGCCGCAUGCUCAUCCCAGGGGGCAUCGAUGUACACACACGCUUUCAGAUGCCCGACCGGGGCAUGACCGCCGCCGAUGACUUCUACCAGGGCACCCGCGCCGCGCUGGCAGGAGGCACCACCAUGAUCAUGGACCACGUGGUUCCAGAGCCCGGUACGAGCCUGGUGGCGGCGUUUAACCAGUGGCGGGAGUGGGCGGACAGCAAGUCCUGCUGCGACUACUCUCUGCACGUGGACAUCACCGAGUGGCACAAGGGCCUGCAGGAGGAGAUGGAGGCUCUGGCCAAGGACCACGGUGUGAAUUCCUUCCUCAUCUACCUGGCCUACAAGGACAUUUUCCAGCUCUCGGAUGCCCAGAUGUAUGAGGUGUUCAGUGUGAUCAGAGAUUUGGGGGCCAUCGCCCAGGUACAUGCUGAGAAUGGUGACAUCAUCGCUGAGGAGCAAAAGCGGAUUCUGGAGUUGGGCAUCACUGGACCAGAGGGACAUGUGCUAAGCCGACCAGAAGAGGUGGAGGCCGAGGCUGUUAACCGUGCCAUAACUGUGGCUAAUCAGACCAACUGUCCCCUGUACAUCACCAAGGUGAUGAGCAAGAGUGCUGCUGAUGUCAUCGCCCAGGCCAGGAAGAAAGGCACUGUUGUGUAUGGAGAGCCUAUCUCUGCCAGUCUGGGCACGGAUGGCACCCACUACUGGAGUAAGAACUGGGCUAAAGCUGCAGCCUUCGUCACCUCACCCCCCCUCAGCCCCGACCCCACCACCCCCGACUACCUGAGCUCUCUUCUCUCCUGUGGUGAUCUGCAGGUGACUGGCAGUGCCCACUGCACCUUCAACACUGCCCAGCGUGCCGUGGGCAAGGACAACUUCACCCUCAUCCCCGAGGGCACCAACGGCGCUGAGGAGAGGAUGUCCCUCAUCUGGGACAAGUGUGUGGUGACAGGGAAGAUGGAUGAGAACCAGUUUGUGGCGGUCACCAGCACCAACGCUGCCAAGAUCUUCAACCUGUACCCGCGUAAGGGUCGCAUCGCCGUGGGCUCUGAUGCUGACCUGGUGCUCUGGGACCCCGACAUCACCAAGAUCAUCUCCGCCAAGAACCACAACCUAGCGGUGGAGUACAACAUCUUUGAGGGCGUGGAGGUGCGAGGGGGCCCCCUGGUGGUCAUCAGUCAGGGCAAGCUGGUGCUGGAGGAAGGGAUGCUCCACACCACCGAGGGCUGCGGACGCUACGUCACCCGCAAACCCUUCCCUGACAACGUCUACAAGAGGAUAAAGGCUCGCAGCAGGCUGGCUGAGCUGAGGGGUGUUCCUCGCGGUCUCUAUGACGGACCGGUGUGUGAGGUGACCGUCACCCCAAAGGUCAUGACCCCAGUGACCUCCAAAAAGACGUCUCCGGUCAAACAGACCCCACAGCCAGUCCGCAACCUCCACCAGUCUGGCUUCAGCCUGUCCGGUGCCCAGGUGGAUGACAACAUUCCUCGCCGCACCACCCAGCGCAUAGUGGCGCCCCCUGGUGGGCGUGCCAACAUCACCAGCCUGGGCUGAGCAGUGGGGCGCCCUUCAUAACGGGUGGGGGGAUGGGGUGAGGACCCCCCAACUGCACCCCCCCAACACCCCCCCAUUCCACUCCACUCUGCACCAACACUGGGAUCCCUCCAAGCACAACCACACACACACACACACACAUACACACACACACACGUCUCCCCCUGAAUGCUCAUCUCUGCUCCUUCCUCCAACACACACACACAUACACACACGACUCCCUGAUAUCCGUAGCCCUUUUCUCUCUCUCCCUCUGUCUCCUCUCUCUCUCCCUCUCUCUCUCUCUGUCACCUCUCUCUCUCCCUCUCUCUCGGUUUCCCUCUCUAUCUCUAUGUCUUCUGAAAUAGUUGAGUAAAUCAUGAGCAGUUAUUUGCCAUUCAUCCCUCAGUUUUUCAGUGUGUGCGUGUGUGUUUGUGUGAUGUCCUGUGUACAUUACCUGGGAUGCACAGCUAACCCCUCAAAGCUCACACACCCAGACACACACCCAGACACACACCCAGACACACACACACACACACAUUCAUACAUGCACGCGUGCCCAUCCACACACAGAUACAGUAUUUAUUAUAUUUAACGUCUUGGACGCGCACAAAUUUGCACGGAGGAGAAUAGCACCUCCUUCAGCCAGCCUGGAGCCAUGUGCAGAGCUCACUACUGGGGUUGUCCUCUAGAGGGCGUCCUCUAGCCUGCAGCCAUGUGCAGAGCUCACUACUGGGGUUGUCCUCUGAGCAGAUCUGGGGUCAGCUGGUCUGCUAACAAUCUCUGGUCUUCCUCCAUCCUUCGCUCAUGUUGCGCAUCUCCGCUCCUCACCCUCCUGAGAGUGGGCCCCUAAUGCCCACUGAAAGAGCUUAUAGCCGAUGCCCACUGAAAGAGCUAAUGGCCCAUGCCCACUGAAAGAGCUCAUGGCCCAUGCCCACUGAAAGAGCUCAUGGGUAAUGCCCACUGAAAAGAGCUCAUGGCCCAUGCCCACUGAAAGAGCUCAUGGCCGAUGCCCACUGAAAGAGCUCAUGGCCGAUGCCCACUCGUGGCCGCGGCUAUAAACAGACCAGCCCUCGCUUCCCGCUCCACCUAUUCUCAUGCCACUGAGUCUGCUGGACAAGGAGGCAACACAAUACGAUAUUAUACACUCACCCAAUACACUAUUACAGUGCAGAGAAUCACUCACCCAAUACAUUAUUACAGUGCAGAGAAUCACUCACCCAAUACAGAAUCACUCACACAAUACACUAUUACAGUGCAGAGAAUCACUCACCCAAUACAGAAUCACUCACACAAUACACUAUUACAGUGCAGAGAAUCACUCACACAAUACAGUAUUACAGUGCAGAGAAUCACUCACA